AUGGACCGUUACCUGCCUCCGGAUACUCCCGAUACCCUCAAUACCCCAGGUCUUCACCACAUCAAAGAAUCGACUGCCGAGUCGGACUCGGAUGGCCAAUGCCAAGUCCACUCCGUACCUCACACUGGGAAUACCAAUUCCAUUGACCACAUCUCCUCUGAGGAACGCAGUGCAGGGUGCAAGGAGCUGGUCAGUUACUCUAGGCCUCGCUGGAGGAAUGCUUGGCGACAGCGCGUGGCGAAGCAAACUGCCAAGAUCUGGGCAUUGGAUAUUCAGAAUGCGCCCGGUACGACUCGAGGUGUCGUAUGGAACAGUUCUGGAAAUCAAUGA
Molecule: messenger RNA, 330 nt
Organism: Penicillium concentricum
Lineage: Eukaryota; Fungi; Ascomycota; Eurotiomycetes; Eurotiales; Aspergillaceae
Exons: 2
Coding region: 1-330 (109 amino acids)
Source: RefSeq, a predicted model, not a curated record